Molecule: messenger RNA, 1604 nt
Organism: Stomoxys calcitrans (stable fly)
Lineage: Eukaryota; Metazoa; Arthropoda; Insecta; Diptera; Muscidae
Product: serine protease inhibitor 42Dd
Exons: 4
Coding region: 320-1531 (403 amino acids)
Molecular function (GO): serine-type endopeptidase inhibitor activity
Source: RefSeq, a predicted model, not a curated record
UUAAUAGUACUGUCAUGCACAUCGAUCAGUCAGUCUAGCCAAUAUUGUUGAGAGCAAACCACCAAAGCAAUUCAAACAGUGCGAGUCAAACUUAAUCAAAAUAUCUAGCAGUGUGUCAUUCAAAUAAUAUCUUUUAUUGAAAAAAAAAAACCACGAAUAUUUUAAUUAUGAAUUUUCUAUAAAUAAGCAAAUAUUGAUAAUCGUAAUUGAAAAAUACCAUCAAAUAAAAUUUAUCUCAAAGCAACACACAAACCCACAAAAUUUUAAAUCAACGAAAUAAAAAUCUAAAACAAAUAAGUAAUAAUAAAAUAAAACAACAAUGACGACAUCACUCAUUCGAGCAGUUCUUACAUUGGGACUUAUCUCAUCUACUCUUCACUGCACAAUGGCUGGAACAAUUGCACCAUCGACAAGGGCUAGCCGCAAUCUUUUUGCGGCAGAUCUCUUUGGAGUUAUAAGUCUAAAACAGUUAUACGAAAAUGUGGUCUAUUCUCCGGCUUCCAUACAAACCUGCUUGGCUUUGGCCUCUUUAGGUGCUGAAGCUGAGACAGCCAAGGAAUUGCGCCAAGUUUUGUACCUCGGUGAGGGUGAAAAACGACAGGUAGCUGAGAAUUAUGGAGAUUUCUUAAGGGUUGUUUUCAAAAAUCCCAAAGCAAAUGGUCCCAUAUUGAAAAUGGCAAAUCGUCUGUAUGUAAAUCAAAAUCUGAAAAUCAAUGAUGACUUCAAUAAAAUCGCCAAUGAAUUCUUUGAUGCCAAAGCUGAGAAUGUAAAUUUCGAAAAUGCCCGCGAUGCCGUGAACAACAUUAACAGCUGGGUGGAACAACAAACGGAGCAUAAAAUCAAAAAUCUGCUAACACCUCAGUCGGUGGAUGGUGACACCAGUUCUGUUUUGGUUAAUGCCAUUUACUUCAAAGCCAAAUGGAGGAACCCCUUCAGUGUGACCUCCACCGCCAAGAACAAUUUCAAAAUUAACUCCAAGCAACAAGUGCAGGUCGAUAUGAUGUAUCAGGAUGACAAAUUUAAGUAUGCCGAUUUGCCCGAAUACAAUGCAAAAGCUUUGGAGAUGCCUUAUGAGAAUUCUGAUUUGUCAAUGCUCCUCAUCUUGCCCAACGAAGUAGAGGGUUUGGCUCAAUUGGAAAGUCAGCUGAAGGGUAAAGAUUUAAAUGAGAUUGCCUCGAAAUUGACGCAAGCCGAUGUGGAUGUAUUUCUGCCCAAAUUCCGCAUUGAAUUUGACAUUGAUUUAAAGGAACCCUUGAAAAAGAUGGGAUUAACAACCAUGUUCUCAAAUUCAGCAAACUUCAGAGGCCUAUUUGCUGAUGGCUCCGUUGCGCAAAAGAUCUCAGAUGUCAAACAUAAGGCCUUUUUAGAUGUCAAUGAAGCUGGCUCCGAGGCAGCAGCAGCUACAUAUCUCAAAAUCGUUCCCAUGAGCUUGAAUAUGGAUCAAAAGAAUUUCCGUGCUGAUCAUCCCUUUGUCUUUGCCAUUCGGAGUCCCACAGCUGUUUACUUUGCUGGGCAUUUGGCAAAAUUUUAAUAAGACAUUUCAAAUAUUUCCCACACUCUUUAGAUACUAAGGGGCGUACUUAUAAAUAUGAAAAGAAAGAAAA